Messenger RNA from Aspergillus piperis CBS 112811, 1920 nucleotides. Its product is annotated as ankyrin repeat and BTB/POZ domain protein. Gene Ontology annotation, cellular component: cytoplasm; ubiquitin ligase complex. The transcript has 3 exons. Gene Ontology annotation, molecular function: protein binding. Lineage: Eukaryota; Fungi; Ascomycota; Eurotiomycetes; Eurotiales; Aspergillaceae. The record is from RefSeq and is a predicted model, not a curated record. Bases 1 to 1920 code for a protein of 639 amino acids.
AUGAUGACGGAAGAACCGAAGGUCCUCCGGAAGGACCAGCUCGAGGUCAGCUUGCACAAUGAGAAGAAACUGAUUAAGGAGGGGGCAAUCAAAGACGACAAUCCUCUGGACCUUAGCGAGCCGUUUCGCGAGCUAUGCAAUGCUUGUCGUAAGGGGGACCUCAAAGUUUGUCAAGAGAAGAUCACAGAGGGAGUCAAUAUUAACGCCCGUGAUCCCUAUGACUACACCCCCUUGAUUCUGGCGAGUCUCUGCGGACAUUACGAGGUUGUGCAGCUGCUCCUCGAGUCCGGUGCUCUAUGUGAGCGUGACACAUUUCAAGGCGAGAGAUGUCUAUAUAAUGCAUUGAACGACCGUAUACGGAACCUGUUAUUGGAGUAUGAUUAUUCGAAAUCGACGAAUCCACUUCAGCCUCUGGCCGCGCAUAUCACUUCUCUCCUUACUCGUGAAACUCCGAUAACGUCAGACAUUGUUGUCACGGCAGCUGAUGAAUCACUACACCUUCACAAGUUUAUUUUGGCUGCACGGUCGCCGUACUUUCAUCGAAAGUUGGAGUCUGCCCCUGAUACGUCAACAUGGAGACUUCCAAAUACGAUUCCACCAGAGGCUUUUGGAACAGCAAUCAAAUACCUCUAUUUCGGAGAAGCCCCUCGGGACUUGAGAAGCGGCCCCGGCACGGGAUUUACGGAAUCGGAAGUUUUCGCGGGCAUCGACAAGAUAGCCAAGCAUCUAGAGAUCAAUACCCUUGUGGAUAGUAUACUUGACAGUGGAGAUAGGAGGCUUGCCAGACAGAGACGCACCAUGGAAGUUGCGAAAGGACGAGACCAACUAGAGGAGUGGUUCCGGGCGAAUGUGCUCAAGCAUAAAGUGACGGUAGAGACAGCAAAGGCAGACGAUAUCAAGUGGGACAGGGACAAUGCCAUUUAUGCUGAUGUUCUUCUCCGAGCGGAUGAACUCCCUGAGGACGACGAGGAAAUUGUGGAGGCAUCUGAGCUGACUGAGGCCGAACGCGGCCGCUCCAAUGGAUCUGGCAGACGCGAACCGAUGUCUACUCUGUUCCCUUGUCAUCGGGCAAUGCUUCUGCGAUCGGAGUUCUUUCAAACCAUGUUCGCCUCCCCAUUCAGGGAAGCCCACAUGAAGGAUCACCUCAAUGUCAUCAGCGUGGACUGCUCCCCGGAUGUCCUGGAGAUUGUACUGACCUUCCUCUAUACGGAGCGGGCUGACUUCCCGCUCGAUAUUGCGGUCGACGUUCUCUUCGCGUCGGACAUGCUGUUUAUUGAAAAGCUCAAAACAAAGGCAGCCAUUGUCAUCAGCACACUGGGUAGUGGCAACAUGUCACAGGCGGAAGCUGCCAGGACACGCGGUACCAAGGAAGAGGAUGAUCUAGACAUUUAUGCCAUCAUUAAGGCUGCGUGGUUGACCCGUGUUCAGCGACUCGAAGAGUUUGCUGCGCGAUACCUCGCGUACCGGUUGGAAGCUCACAUUGAUUCGCCUGAGUUUGCAGAACUUAUCCAAGAGUCGGCGUCCCGCAUCCAGUCCCGACAGGAAACGGAUUCCAUCGAACUGUUGGAUGAUAUCCGCUUCUACCUGGGUGAGCGAUUCAGGCUGCGGUUCGAUGACGCCGGUAUCGAUGAAAUGAUGGAGCCCACGCAGCCGGUGGCUGAUGGUGUUGAGGUCAACGGAGACGUUGAAAAAGUCACAGAGGGAGUGGAGGCAAUCCAACUUUCAAAGGAAGGCUCUGGGGAUAGAACGAGCGUGGCUGUUCCGCCAGAACAGGCCGCUUUGAAGGUACAGGAGCAGCCACUCAUCCGUACACUGGAUGGUGAGGUCGCGGUCGACGAGUUCGACCAAGAUGCGAUUAACUAUCAGAUCCUGAUGGAGAAGCUCGACAGGAUCCUAGAGAACUUGAACCUUGACGCCUAG